AUGGAAUUUGUCGACAUUUAUUUCAUGUUUAACUCUUUAGAGAGUGUUGCGGCGGCGGCUCCUACAUCGGUAAAUACCGUAGCUGUUGGUGUUGAGUUGAAUGUUGUGAGUAGGAAUAUGGUUGAAAGUCUGGUUGUUCCCACCUUUAGAGUUGGUUACACCAUCACCACUGAUGCACUUGAUGCUCUCUACAAGAAGAUCAAGUCAAAGGGAGUUACUAUGACAGAAUUGCUUGCCAAGGCUACUGCACUCGCACUCGCUAAACACCCUGUUAUAAACUCUAGUUGUAGGGGUGGUAAUAGCUUUGUAUACAAUAGCAGCAUCAACAUUGCAGUUGUCGUGGCUAUAGAUGGCGGACUGACUACACCAGUGCUUUAG
Cicer arietinum (chickpea) is the source of this 378-nucleotide messenger RNA. NCBI's taxonomy places the organism in Eukaryota, Viridiplantae, Streptophyta, Magnoliopsida, Fabales, Fabaceae. The record is from RefSeq and is a predicted model, not a curated record.